Molecule: messenger RNA, 675 nt
Organism: Saccostrea echinata
Lineage: Eukaryota; Metazoa; Mollusca; Bivalvia; Ostreida; Ostreidae
Exons: 1
Coding region: 1-675 (224 amino acids)
Source: RefSeq, a predicted model, not a curated record
AUGAGCAAAGAGACAAGUCCAAGUUACAAAUUGCAGUUGCUAGACGUUUCAUUUAAGGUCUGCAAGAUCAAAGCCGACAGUGGAGUACUGAUCAAUCAUGCCGAAAUAUUGAAGGACAAGACGGCCAAAUAUCCUCUGACCAGAACCGAAGUGAAAAUGAGUACCUGUCCCAAGGGAUCUGGCACGUUUAUCUGGCAGAACGUGUGGUCCAACACUCUACCGACCAAAGCUCUUUUCUGUUUCGUGUCACAGACGGCGGUAAAUGGGAACUACGAGAAAAAUCCCUACAACUUUCAGAAUCUGGCAGAGGAAAUAGCUCUCUACGUUAACGGCGAGAGCUUGCCUUCCAGACCCAUGAAAAUCGAUACAGGACUUAAUCAAAAUUACAUUUCGCCUUAUGUCAAUUUGUUUGAGGUGGCAGAGAAAUGGAAUAAAGAUGCAGGUCUACAGAUUAAAAGAUUCAUGUUUGGAAAAGGCUAUGCCAUUUAUGCUUUUAGCCUGGUCCCUGACGACCUGGGCGAGGAGUAUUUAAACCUGGUGAGGCAAGGGAACGUGAGAUUAAAGGUGAAGUUUGCUGCCGAUACAAUCGAAACACUAAAUUGCUUGGCUUACGCAGAGUUUCCGGCUCUCUUGGAAGUGGAUUAUUCCCGCGACAUCAAAUACACCAGAGUAUGA